UAGCACAGGCGCGGGGGAGGCCGAUGCCGCCGUUCGGGUAUACCAGGCUUCCCUGGGUCAGAGAUGGGGGCAAAGAAGGGGAGAGGCCCACAGGUUGCCGUGAGCAAGGAAGCACAGGCGUGCGGCAGACGCCUUGCCUCGAAAGAAAGGCUCCGGCGAUUAAGGCGCUGCUCCUUGCGGGUGAAGGAGGUGGCACCUCUCGGGGCCAGAAGAUGGCGGGGAAAGAACUUGAAACCAAGAGUGGCGGUUCCACAGCUGCUUCCUCUGCGAGGAUACUGUUGAAAUAGCAUACUUGUGAAUUUAAGAGGAUCUUGUUAGAGCCUGUGGGAAAUCUUUACACAGAAGAAGAGGACCCCCGUAAAGUCUGGCACUCCUUUCAGCACAACACUUCCACUGGCACAAUUCUUGGUGGUGUGUUUGCAUGUUUGUACUUUGGACAUACACUAUUUUUUGGGCCAGUUUCACAAGCAGAUGGCGUUUCAGUUCAACUUCUCAAUAGACACCAUGGAGGCCAUUGGGAAUGGACAGCUGCAACAGGAAAUGAUACAGCUGGGCAAGCAAGAAAACCCUUCCGAAAAGAAGGAAGAGAAUUCCGUGGAAGAAUAUACAGUAAACAAGGAGCCUUUCUCAGGAAUCACUAUUAAUGUGACAGACAGAAGUGAGGCCGUGGCUUUGCCAAAGAAACACUUCUGUCUAAAAUCUGUCAAGGAACAUAAUGUCCCUAAAGACAUCAGCAAACUGCUUGAAAAUAAAAUUGUGCGGACUCUACCAGGCAAGUGCCAUGUAAAUCUGUAUUUGGUGGCGGUGGCACCCUGUGAGGACGCCCCUGGGGAAGACAUAGCAUCAAAAGGUUCGUCUUCUCAAUCUGACCUAAUCACAGGUGUUUAUGAAGGGGGCUUCAAGAUCUGGGAAUGCACUUUUGACCUCAUUGAUUAUUUGUCAGAAUCUGAAAUUCAGUUUGCACACAAGUCAGUUCUGGAUCUUGGCUGUGGGGCUGGACUGCUUGGAAUAGUAGCAUUAAAAGGAAAUGCUGAAGAAAUCCAUUUUCAAGACUACAACAGCUCCGUGAUUGAAGAAAUAACCCUACCUAAUGUAUUGGUUAACUGUGUUCAUCAGGAUGCUGCUGAUGGAGAAAUGGCUGAGAUUCCUCUGAAACAAUGCAGUAAAGGAGAAUUUGCCCAAGACUUGUUUUCCAAAUGUAGAUUCUUUUCUGGGGAAUGGUCAGAGUUUAACAAACUACAUUUGAAUAGCAAGAAUUCCUUGGCAAAAUAUGAUGUCAUACUCACCUCAGAGACUAUUUACAAUCCUGAUUAUUAUGAAGCAUUACAUGAUACACUUUCAAAUUUACUGGGAAUAAAUGGCUGUGUAUAUUUGGCUAGCAAAGCCUAUUACUUUGGGUGCGGAGGUGGGGUCCUCCUUUUUACAAAAUUCAUCAAAGAGAAAAAUGUGUUUAAGUGUAGAACGGUUAAGGUUCUGGAAAAAGGGCUACAGCGUUUUAUAAUUGAACUGGUCUUUAAGAAUUCCUCUGCUAACAUGCCUUCUAACUGAGUGCAUUAAUAAAGACAUUUUUUUUGCUUUCUGGCAAAUUGCAAGUGCAUUUUUAUCUUCACAACAAUCCUGUGAAGUAGGUUAGGUUGAGACUCCAAAGUUACCCAGUGAGUUCCAUGGCUGAGCAGGGAUUAGAAGCUGGGCGUUCUAGAUCCCCAGUCUAACGCCACUACGCCACGCAGGCUCCCUCUUGCAUGCAGUAAAGCUGUUACUCUUGC
Molecule: messenger RNA, 1766 nt
Organism: Varanus komodoensis (Komodo dragon)
Lineage: Eukaryota; Metazoa; Chordata; Lepidosauria; Squamata; Varanidae
Gene: METTL18
Product: methyltransferase like 18
Exons: 2
Coding region: 472-1548 (358 amino acids)
Biological process (GO): peptidyl-histidine methylation, to form tele-methylhistidine
Molecular function (GO): protein-L-histidine N-tele-methyltransferase activity
Source: RefSeq, a predicted model, not a curated record